This is a messenger RNA of Euleptes europaea (tarantolino), 2607 nucleotides long. It is a transcript of the gene SUSD2, whose product is annotated as sushi domain containing 2. The record is from RefSeq and is a predicted model, not a curated record. Lineage: Eukaryota; Metazoa; Chordata; Lepidosauria; Squamata; Sphaerodactylidae. The transcript is spliced from 15 exons. The coding region runs from base 1 to 2607 and encodes 868 amino acids.
AUGAGGGCCGACGUGGAACUGUACGUCCGCAGCUGCCCUGUCUGCGCCUUGGCCAAAAAGCGGAUGGGGAAGCCACCUGGACUUUUGAAACCUCUGGAAACACCAACCAUGCCCUGGGAAGUGAUCGUUAUGGACUUUAUCACCGACUUGCCUCCCAGUCGGGGAAAACAACGUGAGGGACGCAUACAAAUCCACAAUCUUCCUGAACAAAAUAUGAAGCCUGCUCACAUCAAUGCUGUCGUUUUCUGCAGCAUCUUCCUACUGAAAACAGGAGCCCAAUACUCUUGUUCGAAUCAGUGUGGAAAAUCUCUAACCAAAUGUUCAUGUCAAGCAACCUGUGAGUCCCUGGGAAUUUGCUGCCCUGAUUACUGGGAAUUCUGCCUGAGUAUCUCUCCUUAUUCAGGAACUCUGCUGGGUGGAAAAGAUUUUACUAUUUUAAAUGUUACCUUUGACAUCUCUGCUGAUGUGAAAUGCAGGUUUGCACAGGAAAUUGUCACCAGAGGCUACGUUGCUGAAGAUGGACGUGCUCACUGCAUCUCCCCUUUGCUCUAUCAGACUGGUAUGGUGAGCCUGGAGAUUUCCAGCGACGGUGGGCAAAUGUUUCCUCGCUCAAGCAUGUGGUUCUCAGAUCACCACAGCAAAGUUGCAGCUUCAGAAAAAAGCACCUUGGUGAAUGAAACUCACUGGCAGUACUACGGCACUCCUGGGACCGGGGGAAGCCUGACGAUGACGUGGAACAACUGGACACUCCGAGUCAGCCAUGUCAACAUAGAGCUCUGGGGGUAUCGGGAAACAGGAGAGCCUUACUCUGAAAACUGGGCUGCUGAGUGGAAGUAUCUGUACACUCUGGGGAAAAACUUUCCCAACGUGGGCGCGUUCACUUUCCUGCCUGCCCCUUCUGCUCGCUACAGUGCCUGGGAACUGGGGGCACUGAGAAUAACUUCCAAUGGCUCUUUGGAAGGACAGAGCCAUGUGGCAGCCAUCUGGAGCCCAGAGCAUGCCUUGGCUUGGCACCUGGAAGACGCCUUCAGGGAAGAUUCGGCUGCAUGGGCAACUGCCAAGUGUCACGCCUGGGAUGCCAAAGAAAAGGGCCUGCCCAGUUUCCUGACAGAGAUUCUUGACUGCCCCUGCACUUUGGCACAGGCCAGGGCAGACACGGGUCGGUUUCAUACGGAUUACGGCUGUGACCUGGAAAAAGGGAGCGUGUGCACUUACCACCCAGGAGCAGUGCACUGCGUGAGGGGCGUUCAGGCCAGCCCAAGCUACGCUUCCGGACAGCAAUGCUGCUAUGACACCGCCGGAGUGCAGGUCCUCACUGGAGACUCCCACGGGGGAAGCACACCUGAUCGUGGACAUGACUGGGGGGCUCCUCCUUAUAAAAAGCCCCCCCGCAUCCCCGGCUUUUCCCAUUGGAUCUAUGACGUCCUCAGCUUCUACUACUGCUGCUUGUGGUCUGACAACUGCUCUUCCUACUUCAAUCACCGCCCCUCCAGCGGCUGCAAGCGGUAUCGCCCCCCUCGAGCAGCUUCAGCGUUUGGAGACCCUCACUUUAUCACAUUUGAUGGCGCAAAUUUCACAUUCAAAGGCCUUGGUGAAUACACACUGUUGGAAUCCGACCUAACUUCCCUGAGAGUGCAAGGAAGAACCCGCCAAGUGUCACUGAAUGGAACUGAGGCCCAGGUGACCGGCUUCUCUGCUGUUGCUAUGCAGGAAAACAACUCCGAUGUGGUUGAGAUGCGAAUGCCGGAACAUUCUAGCAGGUUGGAGGUGCUGUUGAAUCACCGGGCUCUCAACUUCUCUGAACAAACGUGGAUGGAUCUGAAAGGUCUCUUCCUCUAUGCUGUACCUGGGAUGGGUGCCACGGUGAUGUUCUCCUCCGGAGUAGGAGUAGAAGUGAAAGGAAGUGGACAGCUGCUGAGCAUCACCAUUUUGCUGCCAGAGAGGUUCCUGAAUCAUACACAGGGCCUCUUUGGAGUCAUGAAUGACAAUCCAGAGGAUGAUUUUACUCUUCACAAUGGAACAGUCCUUCGCAGCGGCAGCCCCUCUGAGCAGCUCUUUGCCUUUGGAGCAGACUGGGCCGUUAGCAACACAACGUCACUUUUGACAUAUGACACACCAUACUUGUUGCACAACUUCUUCUAUGGACCAAAGCACGAUGCCUCCUUUGUGCCGGUGUUUUCUCCCCGCGAGGACCCAACAGACCCCCUGGGAAAGGAGGCGGCUGUGCUCUGCCAGUCGGACCCUUUCUGCUGGUUUGAUGUCCUGACAACCAGAGACCUUGUUGUGGGAAACAGCACUAAAUGGUCACAUCAGAACUACUGGGGCCUGAAGGAGAAACUACAGCCAGUGGUUUCCUGUGACUGGCUGGAACUCCCUUCAAACGGCACUAAAAACAGCACCAACUAUUUAGCAGGCUCAGUCAUCCGAUUCGGUUGCCAUCCUGGCUACAUCCUUGCCGGAUCAGCAGAAAGAACAUGCCAGAGCAACGGGAAGUGGUCAGGAGCCCCAACUACUUGCUUGCGAAGCACAGGAGUCAAGCAACGGCCCACCUUUGGCACCAUGCUUGGAAUCCUUGGCUUAGGGAGUCUUGCACUCCUAAUAUUCUGA